AUGACUCAGUUGCAGCCACUAAGCGUAGCCGAUUCAGGAUCGAUAAGCUUAUCGAGGGCCACAGACUCCAGGGCCAAUGGAGGUGCGAGCGUUGACAAUGAUAUGGUUAACCUUAACAAUGGCGACAUCAACCCUCACAAUGGGAAUGGGAUGGGAAGCAGUAUCCGCAUCCACUUUCCCGGGGGUAUCGAGGGAUGGAAGGAUUCAGUGAACCAGAUCAUCGAGCGCUGCGACGUGAGUGGUCUAGCAACCGACCCCACGAGAUAUCAACUUGCAUCGACGGGAUUCGGUGACGCGAGCACCGUCUACCGGCAGCGCUUCAUGGCGGUUCCUAGCGAGGUAUACUCCGCAUUGCAAGAGUUGUGUGUUGAACGCCGCGUCAGCGUGAGAUCCGUCAUUCUUUUCGCCAUGCACCAGAUGCUGAAAGGGUUUGGUAAUGGAUCAAAAACCAUUACCGCCUCUCUGCACGUCGAGGAGAAUCCCCAAGAUUCUCGGCCAUUGUGGGCGGUGUCACCCAUAUUCGUCAGUCAUGAAAGCAGGGACGAAUACUCCGUCGCACAAGCGAUUGAGAGUAUUGAAUCGAUGUGCAGUUCGAAAAAGCUGUCCACACACACAAUCGACAAAGCAUCAAGCCUCGUGAAACUUGGGUUGUUUGACUUACUUGUCGUCUUCGCCGAUGCAGACGAUGCUCAUCUCCCAUCAUUUGACUUCCCCCUGGCAGUGAUGGUGGAGGAGGGUGAAGCAGGACUCCAGCUGACUCUGCGCUUCUCCGACUGUCUUUUCGAUGAGGAGACAAUAUGUAAUUUCACAGAUGCCCUUAACAUCUUGCUCGCUAAAGCAGCGACAGGAGGAGCAACGCUAAUUUCCGAUAUCGAACUGCUGUCAUUCGAGCAACAGCAGCAGCUGGAUGAAUGGAAUAACACGGAUGGCGAGUACCCAGCAUCCAAGCGACUGCAUCAUCUCAUUGAAGAGGAGGCAGAACGCCACGAAGACAAGGUCGCCGUGGUUUGCGAGGAGCGAAAGAUCACUUACGGCGAGCUCAACACCCAGGCAAACCGUCUCGCACGCUAUCUUCACUCUACAGGCAUCCAGGCCGAGCAGAUUGUCGCGUUGUUCCUCGAUAAGAGCGAAAUGCUCAUCGUUACCAUUCUGGGUGUGUGGAAAUCUGGCGCAGCCUACGUGCCCAUUGACCCUACGUAUCCAGAUGAGCGGGUCCGAUUCGUGCUGGAUGACACGGAGGCACAGGUCAUCAUCGCGAGCAGUCGACACGCCGAAAGGCUUGAACGACAGAUCAUCGGCGACAGGAAACUCUGCAUUAUUCACCUGGAACCAUUACUCACAUUCCUUGCUCAAGAUACCUCGAAAUUCCCAGCGCACAACUUGGAUGACCUACCUCUCACGAGCAGACAGCUUGCCUACGUGACAUACACCUCUGGAACAACGGGGUUCCCUAAGGGUAUCUUUAAACAACAUACGAACGUUGUCAACAGUAUCACCGACCUGUCUGCCCGUUAUGGGGUGACUGGGCAACACCACGAAGCAAUUCUGCUCUUCUCGGCCUACGUAUUCGAGCCAUUCGUUCGCCAAAUGCUCAUGGCAUUAGUAAAUGGCCAUCUCCUGGCCAUUAUCAAUGACGCCGAUAAGUAUGACGCCGACAAAAUCCUUCCAUUCAUUCGCGCACACAACAUCACCUACCUCAAUGGUACUGCCUCUGUUCUACAAGAAUACGACUUCUCCUACUGUCCGUCCCUGAAGCGAAUGAUUCUGGUGGGUGAGAAUCUAACAGAAGCCCGGUACCUGGCCCUGCGCAAGCGAUUCAAGAACCGCAUUCUUAACGAGUAUGGAUUCACCGAGUCAGCCUUCGUAACAGCGCUCAAGAUUUUUGAUUCCGACUCGACUCGCAAAGACACCAGUCUAGGAAGGCCUGUGCGCAACGUCAAGUGCUACAUCCUCAAUCCUGCCCUCAAGCGUGUCCCCAUUGGGGCUACGGGCGAGCUGCACAUUGGAGGAUUAGGUAUUUCAAAGGGAUACCUCAACCGUCCCGAUCUCACCCCGACGCGGUUCAUCCCCAACCCCUUUCAGACGAAGCGCGAGAAGAAGCUCGGAGUUAACGGGUUAAUGUACAAGACCGGCGACCUGGCCCGCUGGCUUCCGACCGGCGAAGUUGAAUAUUUGGGACGCGCAGAUUUUCAGAUCAAGUUGCGAGGCAUCCGAAUCGAGCCCGGCGAGAUUGAGGCGACAUUGGCUCAGUACCCCGGCGUCCGGACUAGUCUGGUGGUGUCUAAAAAACUUCUGAAAAAUACUGUGGAGACUACGAACGAGCACCUCGUGGGUUACUAUGUCUGCGACAACGCCUCGGUAUCCGAGACGCACUUGUUGUCUUUCUUGGAGAAGAAACUGCCUCGAUACAUGAUCCCGACGCGUCUGGUGCAGCUGUCGCAGAUCCCAGUGAACGUGAACGGAAAGGCGGACCUGCGCGCCCUGCCAGCCGUCGAUAUAUCCAAAUCCUCCGAGGUUCGUUCCGACCUCCGAGGCGACAUGGAGUUUGCCCUGGGGGAAAUCUGGGUCGACGUACUGGAAGCCCGCCACGGAUCGAUCUCUCGCAACGACAACUUCUUCCGUCUUGGAGGACACAGCAUCACCUGUAUUCAACUCAUUGCACGCAUUCGAGAGCGACUUUCAGUAAGUAUAUCUGUCGAGGAUGUUUUCGCAACAAGAACGCUGGAGCGCAUGGCAUACCUUCUGCAGAGCAAACAGCAGGAGGCAUCAGAUGGGCGCUAUGAGAGCGAGUCUGCUGCGCAGUCAGGGCCACUGGAGAGAGAUGCAGCAACCGAGGAGGUAUAUAUGGCAAACAGUCUUCAGCAGGGGUUUGUCUAUCAUUAUCUAAAGAACAUGGCACAAUCUGAUGCCUACAUAAUGCAAUCCGCCCUGCGAUAUAAUACCACAUUAUCCCCAGAUCUGUUCCAGAGAGCCUGGAAGCACACACAACAGGUCUAUCCAGCAUUGAGGCUUCGAUUCAAGUGGGGAAAGGAAGUAUUACAAGUGAUCGAUCAGGAUCAAGUCUUGGAUUGGCGUUUCCUCUGCUUCGCCAACGUGCCUACAGGUGCUGUCGAGGAUCAGAAAUUGGUCGAAUUGCAGCGCCAGGACCGCGAGGAGCCAUACAAACUGGAUACCGGUAGGCUGUUCCGCAUCUAUUUGAUACAGCACAGCGAGAAUCGCUUCACAUGUCUCUUUAGCUGCCACCACGCAAUCCUCGAUGGUUGGAGUCUGCCGCUUCUCUUUGAGAUGGUCCAUGACACUUACCUGCAACUGCUCCAUGGGAACAAUAUCGCCCCACCUGCAGAUGACCCUUACGCUCGCACUCAACGGUACCUCCAAACGCACCGUGAAGAUCAUCUGGAUUAUUGGGCCGGGGUGGUUGAGCAGAUCGCCGAGCGGUGCGAUAUGAAUGCCUUGUUGAACGAGCGUAGUCGUUACAAAGUCCAACUGGCGGACUAUGACCACAUACAGGACCAGAGACAGCUGACAGUGACCCUCCCCGGAGAUGCAUGGCUAGGAGAACUCCGUCAGACCUGCUCCGCCCAAGGCGUUACCUUACAUUCGAUCCUCCAGUUUGUUUGGCACGCCGUGCUUCACGCUUAUGGAGGCGGCACCCAUACCAUCACCGGCACGACCAUCUCUGGAAGAAACCUGCCCAUUAGCGGAAUUGAACGAUCCGUUGGGCUUUAUAUCAAUACGCUACCAUUGGUAAUCGAUCAUUCAGCAUACAAGGACAAGACUAUCAUGGAGGCCAUCGAGGAUGUGCAGGCUAAGGUGAACGCGAUGAACAGCCGCGGCAAUGCGGAACUGGGCCAUCUACGCAAAACCGACCUGAAGCACGGAUUAUUUGACUCUUUAUUCGUGCUUGAAAACUACCCAAACCUGGACAAGUCGCGAGUUUUACAGCAUCAAAGCCAACUGCAAUAUUCAAUCCAAGGAGGUACUGAGAAGCUGGACUAUCCGCUGGCUGUCAUUGCACGUGAAGUUGAGGCGACUGGAGGAGUCACUCUGUCCAUCUGCUAUGCCAGUGAGCUGUUUGAGGAGGUGGCCAUUUCAGAGCUGCUUCAUAUGAUCCAUGACACUCUGGUGCGGGUUGCGCAAGGCUUGAAUGAUCCUGUCCGCAGCCUAGAGUACCUCUCAUCUGCCCAACUGGAGCAUCUUGCUGCGUGGAAUGCUACGGAAGCGAAGUUUCCCGACACCACAUUGCAUGAGAUGUUUGAGGUUGAAGCGAAUCGGAAGCCCGAGAAAACAGCGGUCAUUUAUGAGGAGCGGGCCUUAACCUAUCGCGAACUGAAUGAGCGGGCGAACCGUAUGGCACAUCAACUAAGAUCCGACCUCAGCCCGAAGCCCAAUGAUGUCAUCGCCCUCAUAAUGGACAAGAGUGAACAUAUGUUCGUCAGCAUUUUGGCCGUGUGGAAGAGUGGAGGUGCAUAUGUUCCAAUUGACCCUGGAUAUCCCGACGACCGCAUCCAGUAUAUCCUAGAGGACACCCAGGCCAUCGCUGUCAUUGCGGACUCCGGCUAUGUAACUCGCAUCAAGGAAAUGGCUGCGCCGGGGACGCUUCUUUAUCCCUCUGACCUGACAUCCACUCCGGAUCCAAAGUACAGUGCAUCAAACCCUUCUCCGUUAAGUCAAAGCACAGACCUGGCUUAUAUCAUCUAUACAUCUGGCACGACAGGUCGGCCCAAGGGCGUCGCAUUGGAGCAUCAUGGAGUGGUCAACCUGCAGGUGUCGCUAUCCAAAAUAUUUGGCCUCCGGAGUACUGACGACGAGGUAAUACUUUCUUUUUCCAACUAUGUAUUCGACCAUUUUGUGGAGCAGAUGACCGACGCCAUUCUCAACGGCCAAACACUACUGGUACUCAAUGAUGAAAUGCGCGGAGACAAAGAGAGACUAUAUCAAUACAUUGAGAAGAACCGGGUGACCUACCUGUCUGGCACCCCAUCUGUGGUUUCAAUGUACGAGUUCAGCCGUUUCAAGGACCAUCUCCGCCGUGUAGACUGCGUCGGAGAGGCGUUCAGUGAACCGGUCUUCGACAAGAUUCGCGAAACUUUCCAUGGCCUGGUCAUCAACGGCUACGGUCCAACAGAGGUCUCUAUCACCACCCACAAACGUCUCUACCCGUUCCCAGAGCGGCGCACGGACAAGAGUAUCGGCCAGCAGGUCCAUAAUAGCACGAGCUAUGUGCUAAACGAGGACAUGAAGCGCGUUCCCAUCGGGGCUGUCGGCGAGCUCUACCUAGGUGGUCAAGGUGUGGCACGAGGUUAUCACAAUCGCCCCGAUGUGACCGCAGAGCGAUUCAUUCCCAACCCGUUUCAGACAGAAGAGGAAAUGAAAACAGGCCGUAAUUCUCGUCUCUACAAGACGGGUGAUUUGGUACGCUGGAUCCCGGGAAGCAACGGGGAGAUUGAAUACCUGGGCCGCAAUGACUUCCAGGUCAAGAUUCGCGGAUUGCGCAUCGAACUAGGUGAGAUCGAGGCCAUCCUGUCAUCAUACCCUGAUAUCAAACAGUCUGUGGUGAUUGCGAAGGAUCGCAAAGAAGGAGGACAGAAAUUCCUCGUUGGCUACUACGUCGCUGAUGCAACGCUGUCGUCCGCCGCUAUUCGGCGCUUUAUGCAGUCUCGGCUGCCUGGCUACAUGGUACCCUCUCGUCUCAUACCAAUCAGCAAACUCCCUGUCUCUCCCAGUGGAAAAUUGGACACAAAGGCCUUGCCCUUCGUCGAAGAAGAGAGCGAGAUUGAUGUGGUGGCGCCGCGCAAUGAAGUGGAACGCACCCUUUGCCACAUCUGGGCGGAACUGCUCGAGAUACACCCAGAGGAGAUUGGUAUCUACAACGAUUUCUUCAGUCUGGGAGGUGAUAGUCUAAAGAGCACGAAACUUUCAUUCAUGGUCCACGAGACCUUCAGCCGCGCGGUCUCGGUCAGCACCCUUUUCCGUCAUCGAACAAUCGAGGCACUAGCACAGCUGAUCAUAAACAAUUCUGUGGAUGUGAACGAAAUUACUCCACUAGAAUAUAAUGAGGGGCAGAUGAUUCCCGUGUCCGGGGCCCAGGAGCGACUUCUCUUCAUUCACGAGUUUGAGAAUGGCAGUAAUGCAUACAACAUUGACAUCUCCUAUAAAUUGCCUGGCUCAGUUGACGCCUUGAAUCUCGAGCAGGCGCUGCGUGGAAUCCUUUCUCGACACGAGGCGUUGAGAACGUUGCUUGUCAAGGACGACACAACUGGCAGCUAUAUUCAGAAGAUAUUGAGCCCCGAUGGCGCCCAGCGCAUGUUCUCCGUCAAGGCGGACGUAAUCAAGGCCAUGGAGCAAUUGGACCAAGAAAGGGCCAGUCUAUCCCAGCACAUUUUCCGCCUGGGUGAUGAACUGCCUUGGCAAGCCCGUAUCCUUAGGCACGAAUCAGGCAGCUUGUAUCUCAUCGUAACGUUCCACCAUACCAGCUUCGAUGCAUGGUCGUUAAGUGUAUUUGAGCGAGAACUUCAAGCCUUGUACGUGGCCCUCCACAAAACAAAGAGUGCAGCGAGCCUGCCCACACUCAGAGUCCAAUACAAGGAUUACGCCCAGUACCAUCGUCGGCAGCUGUCACGGAGUCACCGUAGCCUAUCCGACUUUUGGUUGCAAAAGCUCAGUGGCUUGGAAUCAUUGCAGCUGAUCACGGACCGUCCACGACCGGGGCAUUUCAACUACGACGGCGACGAUCUCAGUAUCGAGCUGGGUCAAAAGGAAACACAGAACCUGAGAGAGGUUGCCAAAGAAUGCAAGUCUAGCCUGUACGUCGUCUUGCUAUCCGCUUAUUACGUGAUGCUUGCGUCGUACGCGAACCAGACGGACAUCGCAGUGGGUAUCCCAAUCAGCCACCGAACACACCCCCAAUUCCAGUCCAUCAUUGGAUUCUUCGUCAACCUGGUUGUGCUUAGAGUGGAUGUAUCUCAUUCUGCCAUUGGCGACCUCAUCAGAAGGGUGAUGAAAGAGCUCGUCCAAGCACAGUUACACCAAGACAUGCCGUUCCAGGAGGUCACGAAGCUGUUGCAGGUAGUUAAUGAUGCUAGCCGGCAUCCAUUAGUACAGACUGUUUUCAACUUCGAAGCCCGUCCAGAUGAAGAACACGAUUCUGGGUCGCAGGAUGAGGGGGCAAUCCAAUUUACUCAAUACCGGCCGGUUCAGCCCCUAGAUUCAGUUGCGAAAUUCGAUCUGAAUGCAACGGUCACCGAACUGGAGUCAGGUAUGAGGGUCAACUUCAACUACGCCACCAGCUUGUUCAACAGGAGCACGAUUGAGGGCUUUUUGCGUACCUACGAAUAUCUCCUUCACCAGCUGUCGGAGCUAAGUGCAGAAGGAAUCAAGGAGGAUACGCAGCUGUUGUUGGUUCCUCCGCGAGAGAUUGGCGAUGCGCACCUACCGUUGGCACAGUCUCCGCUUGCAACUCUUGCUGAGGAGCGGAAUGCAGCGUCGCUAAGCCAGGCCUUUGAGUACGAAGCUUCCCUAGCCCCAGGUAAAAUUGCUAUCGCUCAGGGGGAUAGGGUACUCAGCUUUGCCGAUCUCAACAAGCGGGCUAACCAGCUAUCACGAUACAUGUUGUCCAUAUCCUCCCUCGGGGCGGAAGGGCGAGUAGCUCUGAUGCUGGACAAGAGCAUCGAGACAAUUGUUUGCAUUCUGGCGAUAUGGAAGACUGGUGCAGCAUAUGUGCCCUUGGAUCCAACUUACCCGACGCAGCGCGUCCGGCUGAUCCUGGAGGAGACCCAGGCGAAGACCGUUCUUGUAAACUCCCAUCAUGUCUCUAAAUGUGAAUACAUGGGCGCAAAGGUCGUAUCAAUCGACUCACCCGCCGUCAAGACCGAAGUCAGCCAACAGUUGAGCUCUGACUUGCCUGCAGUUGCCGGUUUGGACAACCUGGCGUAUAUAAUCUUUACUUCAGGUACUUCCGGCAAGCCCAAGGGCGUUCUGGUUGAGCAAAAGGGUGUUCUACUAUUGCGUGAUGCCCUCCGGGAACGGUAUUUCGGCAAUGACUGCACCAAGCAGCAUUCUGUACUUUUCCUUUCUAACUAUGUCUUCGACUUCUCUGUAGAGCAACUUGUGUUAUCGGUGCUCAGCGGACACAAGUUGAUCGUUCCUCCGGCAGAUUUCGUCGUCGAUGAAGAAUUCUAUAGGAUGGCCAACACUCACGGUCUCUCGUAUCUCAGUGGAACCCCAUCCUUGCUGCAGCAGAUCGAUCUGGCACAACUACACCACCUGCAGUCCGUGACUGCAGCAGGAGAGUUGCUUCAUGCCACGCAGUACGAGAAGAUGCGCAGCAGUUUUGGCGGUACGAUCUACAAUGCUUAUGGCAUCACCGAGACCACGGUGUACAACAUUAUCACUGAAUUCACUGUGAAUUCGAAUUUUGAAAAUGCUAUACGCGACGUGCUUCCCGGCACCCGAGCGUAUCUGCUGAACAAGGCACUUCAACCCGUCCCGUUUGACGCAGUCGGAGAGCUCUAUCUGGCUGGUGACUGCGUUACACGUGGUUAUCUCAAUGAGCCUCUUCUAACAGAUCAGCGCUUCCUUCCCAACCCUUUCCGGAACCAGGAGGACUUCGCCGCUGGGCGUUUCUCGCUACUCUACAAGACCGGCGACCUGUUUCGGUGCCGGUUCAGCCAUCAACAGCAGCCACAACUAGAAUACCUAGGAAGAGACGACUUGCAGGUCAAGAUGAGAGGGUACCGGAUCGAACUUUCUGAAGUGCAGAAUAUACUUGCGUCUAGUCCCGGUGUCCAGGAGUGCGCAGUCGUUGCCAAGUAUGACAAGGACGAUAGCUAUUCACGGAUCGCUCAGUCUAUAGUCGGCUACUAUACCACUGACAACGAAGCUGUGUCAGAAGCCAACAUUCUCACCUCCAUGAAAGCCAGGCUUCCAACCUACAUGGUGCCCAGCCACCUCUGCCGUCUGGAGGGUGCACUUCCUGUGACCAUUAAUGGAAAGCUUGACAUCAAAAGACUGCCAGAAAUUGGCAACGCAUCAGUGGUGUUAUCAUACAGUCCGCCGAGGAACAUACUAGAGGCUAGGGUAUGCAAGCUGUGGGCAUCUGUCUUGGGUAUCGAACGAUGCGGUAUCGAUGAUGACCUGUUCAAACUGGGUGGUGAUAGCAUCAUGUCAUUGCACCUUGUGGCCCAGAUUCACAAUCAGGUCGGUCGCAAGGUCACCGUUCGGGAUAUCUUCGAGUAUCGUACUAUUCGAGCCCUCCAUGACCACGUCUUCAUGAAGGACAUAGACACGAGUGUUGUGGACCAGUUCCGUAGCGAACAAGGGCUGGUGGUUGGUGAGGCCCCCCUUCUGCCAAUUCAGAACUGGUUCCUGUCCAAGCCACUGCAGCAUCCGAGCUAUUGGAAUCAUACUUUCUACAUCCGAACUCCAGAGCUGGAUGUUACUUUGCUGAGAGCUGCCAUCAUCGAAUUGCAACAGUAUCAUGACGCUUUCCGCAUGCGACUGAGGCGCAAGGAUAAUAAAAUUGUACAGUUCUUUGUUAAGGACGCUUCUCCUGUCCAGCUUCGGGUGCUAAACAUGAAGGAUGUUGACGGACCUACGGCCAUUAACGAAACACUGAGCGAGUGGCAGUCGGGCUUUGACCUUGAGAAGGGGCCAAUCUGCGCCAUUGGGUACCUGCAUGGGUACGAAGACCGAUCCGCGCGGAUAUGGUUCUCCAUCCAUCACAUCGCCGUUGACACCGUCAGCUGGCAAAUCUUGGUCCGUGACUUGCAGAUGCUCUAUCAGAAUGGAAGCCUGGGGUGCAAGGGCAGCAGUAUUCGACAGUGGUCUGAAGCGGUACAAAAUUACCAACCGUCAAAGUCUGAAUUCGGUCACUGGAACGACCUCAUUGCGCGAACAACUUCCAGCAUCUCUGCGCUUCCUGCAUCGACCGGUUGCCGCGUACGUCUGACCAGGAAUUUGAGCACUGAGAAGACAGCUUUGCUGCUCCAAGGCAGCAAAGGUGGACAGGAGGUCUCUGUGUACGACUCUCUACUGGCUGCGGUUGGAUUGGCACUCCAAGCUAUCUGUUCAAGAGGCCCAAGUAUGGUCACAAUCGAGGGACAUGGUCGGGAGGAAGAUGUUGACCAUACACUGGAUGUCAGCCGCACCAUGGGUUGGUUCACCAGUAUGUAUCCGUUUGAGAUCCCCCAUCUCCGAACCGAGAACCUUGUUGAGGGAGUGGCCGCUAUAAACGAACGGUUAAGGCAGGUCCCUGCUCGAGGAAUCGGCUAUGGAGCGUUGUACGGCUAUACUCGACACCCGUUGCCUCAGAUUACCGUCAACUACCUGGGUCAUCUCGCUCCAAAAAAGUCAAAACUAGACGAAUGGGCUCUCGCCGUGGGCGAUAAUGGACUCGAGUAUGGACUCAUGACAAGCCCAGAGGACAAGGACAAGAGCUCCUCCGCCGUUGAUGUCACCGCUGUGCAUAUUGAUGCUACUAUCACAAUCGACAUGGACAGUGCUUGGAGCCUUGAGGACAGUGAGAAAUUUAUCUCAAACAUCGAAGAAGGACUUAACAAGAUCAUCGACAGCGUGACAAGCCAAGAAACCUCAUCCCCAGCGGAUCCUCAAUUAACCGAGGAGACGUACACACCGUAUUUUGAGUAUCUGGAGCCGUCACGACAGGGCCCAACGCUGUUCCUGCUGCCCCCGGGCGAAGGAGGAGCCGAAAGCUACUUCAACAACAUCGUCAAACACCUACCUGGGACAAACAUGGUCGCCUUUAACAAUUACUACUUGCAUAGCAAACGCCUGCGCACGUUCGAGGAGCUGGCGGAAAUGUAUCUUGACCAUGUACGCAACAUUCAACCACAUGGACCGUACCACUUCAUUGGAUGGAGUUUUGGAGGAAUCCUUGCGAUGGAGAUGUCCCGGCGGCUGGCAACAUCGGGCGAAAAGAUUGGCCUCCUUGGUAUCAUAGACACAUACUUCAAUGUGCACGGAGCAACACGCAGCAUUGGCCUGGGAGACGCCAAGAUCUUAGACCCUAUCCACCACAUCUACCACCCCGAUCCGACGAAUUUCAAAGGCCUGCCAUCUGCCACAGAUCACAUCGUGCUGUUCAAGGCCAUGAAGACGAACGAUCAGUAUGAAUCGGAGAAUCAGCGUCACCUGUACGAGUACUACGACGGGACACCCUUGAAUGAUAUGGACAAAUUGCUGCCAAGUGAUACCGCUAUUCAGCUGGUCCCGCUUACUGACGAUACUCACUUUUCUUGGGCCAGAAAUCCCCAGCAAGUACACCGGAUGUGUGCGGCCAUCAAGGACUAUCUUUCUGGUUAUUAG
Aspergillus oryzae RIB40 is the source of this 11325-nucleotide messenger RNA. RefSeq lists its product as uncharacterized. The record is from RefSeq and is a predicted model, not a curated record. The coding region runs from base 1 to 11325 and encodes 3774 amino acids. Lineage: Eukaryota; Fungi; Ascomycota; Eurotiomycetes; Eurotiales; Aspergillaceae. Gene Ontology annotation, cellular component: cytoplasm. The transcript has a single exon. Gene Ontology annotation, molecular function: phosphopantetheine binding; catalytic activity. Gene Ontology annotation, biological process: amino acid activation for nonribosomal peptide biosynthetic process; secondary metabolite biosynthetic process.